GGCUCUGCUGCUUAGCAACAAACAUUAGCGAGCUAUAUAGCUGCCUGGUUAGCUCUCACGCGUAACGUAGAUCCCUGCAAUAGGCAGUAAUGCAUAUCCAUCCUGUAAAUGUCAUGGGAGUGACCUCGGGUGUCGACAGUAAAUAAACCGUGUCUUUCGUUUAGAAGUGAACGUCUUUGCGCUCGUAGGAGAGAAACCGUUAACGGAUGGAGCACUAGGUUGUCUUUCUUCUGUGAAAAGUGGCUAAUCUUAGCUAGGCAGCCUUAGCAGCUCACUAGCGUCUCCUCUUGCCACACGGAGAAGAGCGGCGGGAGGCUGGAGAUAUGUGGAUGUGGGUUAGCUGACUUCUUAGCUCGCCUCAUGUUAUCGAAUGAGUUGUAACGUCAUUUUAAAGCUGGUACAUGUGCUCCUGUCACAUCCCUGAAACCACCCAGGCACAGUGGAAGUGAGAAAAUCAGCCAGACAUUGCCGUCAUGUUGGAGGAGGACAUGGAAGUGGCCAUUAAAGUGGUCGUUGUUGGCAAUGGAGCUGUUGGCAAGUCCAGUAUGAUCCAGCGUUACUGCAAAGGCAUUUUCACCAAGGACUACAAAAAGACAAUUGGAGUGGACUUCCUGGAAAGGCAGAUACUAGUAAAUGAUGAAGAGGUCCGACUGAUGCUCUGGGACACUGCUGGGCAGGAGGAGUUUGACGCCAUCACUAAGGCCUACUACCGUGGUGCGCAGGCAUGUGUGUUAGUCUUCUCCACUACAGACAGGGACUCAUUUCAGGCUAUUGACAGCUGGAAGGAGAAGGUGGAAGCAGAAGUUGGAGAUAUUCCCACAGUUCUUGUGCAAAACAAAAUUGACCUCCUGGAAGAGACUGUUAUAAAAAACGAGGAGGCAGAAGCACUGGCUAAAAGGCUUAAGCUAAGAUUUUAUCGGGCUUCAGUGAAAGAGGACCUUAAUGUCAAUGAGGUUUUUAAGUAUUUAGCCGAAAAGUAUCUACAGCGACUCAAACAGCAAACGGCAGAGGAGACAGAGGUGGUCCACACAACAAGCAAUAAAAUAGGUGUUUUUAAUACGAGUAGUAAUGUCUGCAACCAGAGCUCCAGCAAUGGCAGAGAAGUCAUCACUUUGCGACCUAACAAGCAGCGAACCAAGAAGAGUAAAAAUCCUUUUGGAGGUUGCAGCCUUCUCUAGAGAAAAUCAUUUCAUUUUAAUGACUGACAGUUAUUUCUGAGACUAGAUUGGUCAUUGUUGUAAGCUAUUGAGGUAGCCACAGUUAGCGACCAAAGCUCACAUAGACUGGGAAACACAACACUACACUACAUUAAUAGCCCGAUGUUCAUCUUUGUUGCUCCAUAUUGAUAGAUGUUUUGCAGGCUCAGCUCUUCAUCAGUGAUCUGUGCACAAAACUUAACCUUUGUACAUAUUUGGGUCCUCCUAAUGGUUGCCUUAAGAAACAGCUGCAGCUACAGUAUGUUGUGUCAUAAACUUAAUCAUGCCCCAGACAACUAAGGUUAUAGCUGUGGGUGCAGGUGGAUUUCCCCCCUUAUGACUGAGGUGUUCUCGCUCUCUUUUUUUUUUUAAAUGAAACUUGACUUACAAAUCCUCAUCAAAUUAUGUAAGAGCAAAGGUUGCACUCUGGAAACAUUUGCUUCUGUAGAUUGCUUUUAAAGUCACUAUUUUCUGUUUGACAUUUCAGCUGUGCAAUAUGUCUGCAUGUAUUAUUAAAGAUAAACAGAUUAUUUUGUUCCAUAUUUUUCUAACUGUCAACAGACUAUGGUUCAAACUGUACUCUUCAUCGAACUUGGAGUUAAAUCUCUGUGCAUAAGUAUUUUUGUACGAAGCACAACAGUGUUGAGUGAUAUUUUGUGCCAAAUUUACUCCUGAGCUGUGGUUAACUAUGUGCUCCUAUAGAUGUAUAACCAAAUAUCAAUAACCACUGACACAAAAAUAGUCCUUUAUAUGUCUGCUUACACUUGUUAACCAAAUUAUUUCAGAUAUAAAACAUGAUUUUAGAUUAAUAUUACUUUGCUGUUUGAGUCAUAGUUACAACCAAUUAUCAGUUACAUAAAUACUAUGCUUUUGAUUGCAGCUAUUUACAUUUUCCAUGCUUUUGUUUACUUUGGGACAGCUUUGCUCAUUGGCUAGCCUACACAAAGUAAACUUUCACUACCUACAUAUUCAGAUUACACUAAACAUGGUAUAAAAUUUCUUAUUUAUUUUUUAACUUCGACCGUGUAGUAGUUUUUACAGACUAAAAUGGCUUUGGAAGACAUUACAAAAAGCUAAUCAUCGAUAUUUUGCUAUUGACAUGUUUACGUGUACCUGAAUAUGCAAGAAAAUGACAUUUCUCUCUCAUUAUAUGAUAAUAAUCCCAAAACAAUCUCCCAAACUAAUCCUUAGUUUUCAGUACAACUAGCUGCGAGUUGUAUGUUUUAUUUAGUUUUUCAGAACUCAUUAUCUGGGUUACACAGGUUUACCAAGCACAAAGAAAUAUUUAGUAAUAUAGAAAAGUCUUAGAUUAAAUCUCCUGUCUGGAAUGAACAUUUCCUUAAUUGUUUUUGUUGUAGGUACCUAAAGGAGUUAUAAUACAUAAGUCAUCUGGGAAUACACAAUGCAUGUUUUACUCUUUCUUAAAAAAUGUAAUUGAUUUCAGAUCGGUGUUCAGAUUCUUUUCAGUUAAGGUCUAUUGUGAAAAUACCAAAAGGUGCUUAAAACGUGUUCCACAGUUACACCAUUAGUACUGAGAUUCUGUCACAUUUAAAACUUUGUCAUUUGGUUUUAUGUAAACUGCUGUUUUGAAGAAAAACAAAGCAACAUAACUAAUGCAUGCAGGCCUUUUUUCCCCCAUAUUGGUGAAUGUUCAAUCGUUGUUGCGAUGCCUUGUUAAUGUUUACAUUCUUCCCACCACACAUUUUAAUCCAUCCUUUUGCUGAUUGUUUAAAAUUGCCUUCACAGUAGCUCUGUAAACAAUGUUUUUCUCAGUGUUUGUCUUUUGACUGAAUCGAUUCACUGCACUUUAUCGUUAAGAUGGCGUAUAAUUUUAAAGAAUCAGCAGUUAAAAACUAACCAUACUUAAGUGCUCUCACUCAGGUGUAAGAAUAUUUGUGUCUUAUUUUUCUUUUUCUCACGUAACUUCAUGAGCAGAUUUCAGACCUUUAGAAAGACAAACUAAUGUGUUUGUUUUGUUUGGGAGGCAGUGUUUGGUGGCAAUCUGAUAUAAAUAAAAAAAUUUCUUGAGCAUCA
This is a messenger RNA of Archocentrus centrarchus (flier cichlid), 3230 nucleotides long. RefSeq names its product RAB23, member RAS oncogene family (gene rab23). Bases 474 to 1178 code for a protein of 234 amino acids. Gene Ontology annotation, molecular function: GTP binding; GTPase activity. The record is from RefSeq and is a predicted model, not a curated record. The transcript is spliced from 7 exons. Lineage: Eukaryota; Metazoa; Chordata; Actinopteri; Cichliformes; Cichlidae.